Messenger RNA from Rhinichthys klamathensis goyatoka, 3406 nucleotides. RefSeq names its product KIAA0753 ortholog. NCBI's taxonomy places the organism in Eukaryota, Metazoa, Chordata, Actinopteri, Cypriniformes, Leuciscidae. Bases 227 to 2866 code for a protein of 879 amino acids. Gene Ontology annotation, biological process: centriole replication; protein localization to centrosome. The transcript is spliced from 17 exons. Gene Ontology annotation, cellular component: centriolar satellite. The record is from RefSeq and is a predicted model, not a curated record.
UUGAGUUUAGUGGCUGUUUAACAACUGUCUGUCAUGUUAAAACAUAUCGCCACUGAUUUACUCGUCCAUUUACUGUGUUUUCGUGUGAUAAACCAAUCUCUCUUUUUUUUUGUUAUCGAUCGGAACAGUCAGUAGAUUAUUAGUUGCUCUGUAAAGGAUUACUCAAGCGGGAUUGAUUUAAUUUAUUAUUUCCAUCAAGACAGCUCAUAAAUAAGAUUUUAUCAGGAUGAUUUCUGAUUUCCAAAGGGGAUAUGCCAUGACCAUUGGUGAACUGGGUCCUGUGAACCGUGAAUGGAUUAAAAAAGGCUCCCCUGUGUCUCAAAUGGCUGGUCUGCAAACACAGCUUCAGUUCAAUAACAUAAUGGCACCCAGUGUUCUUAACCGAGCCACCGGUGUGGGACCCCCUUCUCCCAUCGUGAUAGAGAAACUUAUACCCCGUCUAGAGAGGCAGGAUGAUAUGGAGAGCUGCAGCAGCUCCUUACGCCUCUCAGUCCUCUCAGAAGAGCGCCUGCAGGCUGCCGUCAGACUCGCCAGGAGAGAUCUGCGCAGGAAACGACAGGAAUCCAUCAGCCGUUCCUCACUUGAACCAGCGGAGAGAUCCCAGAUUAUCAGCCCUGAAAGAAGCAACACAGAUUACAGUCCUCAUGUGGUCUACCCAAAGAUAUCAGGUCCAAAGAAGCAAAUAAAAAACAGGGAUCAGGUGCUUGUUUAUACUCCUCAGAAUACCAACAGGCAACUUAAACAGGGCCCGACACCCACCAAAGACUUUGAUCUGAGAGUCAACAGCAGUGAACCUCAGCUCAGCCAGGAGAUCCGUAAAUUACAGAAGGAACUGAGCACAUAUGUUCAAAGGAUAGAGCAGUUGGUUAAUAAAGAAUGUGUGGUGGAGGUUCUGGAGCCCGAUGAGAAGCACAGGAUGGAGAUCCGGCGGCAGGAGCAGGCAGCCCGUUCCGCACGUAUCAUCUAUGUGUUACAACAGCAGAUUAAAGAGGUACAGGAGGAUCUAGACAAGCUGCGUUCCCAGAAUGUCAAACACACCCAAAAGUCCAAGGCAUUGGACAGACUGGCUGCUGCUCACCGGGGAGCUGUAAGAGCCAUGCAGGUUUUUAUCAACCAGCUGUCGGACCCUACAGAGAGCAGAGUGCCCACCCACUGCAAAGAGCUGGGUCAGCUGAUUCGCCAGCUCUCUCUCUGCUCAGCCAAAGUACAGGCGGGACAAGGAUCUACCGUACCAGAGACAGCCCUCGACAUCCUGCAGAAAUUAGAGACGCUUGACUCGGCACUGAGUAAGCAGAAGGCACCCAGGAAAAGAGACGUAGAUUUGCAGAUUGUCAACCCAGUGGAAAACACUUCUAGCCGGGUCAGGGCCCGCAGCAUGUCCCCUCCUCGUCCUGCCAGAGACCCAGCUGAGAGGACCUCACGAAGACCCCGAAAGUCAGCUGCUGCAAAAAAGCCUGGUGGCAGCAGACUGGCAGGGAAAUCCCACAAGACCUCACAGGCUUUGGUGAAGGAGCGCAAUGAAGUUUUAAAGGCAGGGCUAGAGAGCCUCAUACAUCAUCAAAAACUACGAGAGGCAGACGCACAGAAACCCAACAAAACUACCAGUGCCAUCAACCCAGACCAUGUUAAGCAGGCGGCUCAUCUUCGUGAUGCCAGCUUCCAGCAGCCCACUGUCUCAUCCCGACUAAGAGAAAACCAGGUACCCCAGAAAGAGCCCACUGUGCCUUGGAUGCCAACUUCUCCUCACUCUCCUCCUCGCCCACGGUGUAGUGCUGUGUCCAGCCGGCCAGAGCCCAGAUGUCUGUUCUCACCUCAAAAGAGCCCUAUAAAGCAGAAGCCACAGACCAAUUCCAGUACACAGCUCUUAUCACAUGAUAGGAAACAAGCCCAAAAUGAAGCCCUCAGGCAAGCCUGGUUGGACCGGGUGACUGCAGACAGACUGAGAGAGCUGAAUCGUCUGAGUAAAGAAGAGGCUGACCGCAUUAACAAACUCCGGACCACAGUAGGCUCCCCGACACAAUGGGCCGAAAAAGCUGAGCGGGCCAUUAAAGUGAGAAUUCAGCCUUUGUUGGAUCGAGCACAGGUGGUUGAAGCAGGAAGUGACACUCUCAGAGCGCAGCUGAAGGUUGUAGAUAAGCCCGGGGCCAGGGCGGAUGUCCUGAGCGACGCUCUUCUGGACGAUCUUCUGGAGGACGCAGCUCAAGCUCUGUGGGUGACGGAGAGGCAGCAGGUGGCCGAGACUGAUGCUGAGAGGAAGCUGCAGGACCCCACAUUAGAGAGCAUGUUGCUGAGGAUGGAGGAGAUGGAGAGAGACCAGGAAGAUGUACGUCGACGCUUUGCUAUGAUCUCAUACUCAGACCCUCUCAUUUGGGAAAAAGGCACAGACGAUCCAAGGAAUAUUUCUAGCUCCAGGCCAGCCUCUCCUCAACCAAUCCGACUGACGAAACCAGUCCUGAAUGCACCCAGCUCGGCCGACAUCCUCCUGCAAAAGCCAGUUGAGACUGGGGCUGCAUCAGACACGUCGAUGCUAGAUGAGGAGUGUUUAACUCUAAAUGACCCCAGGAAUCCAGUCUCAGCUGGAGGGGAAAGCACACGAGGGACGUACCUUACUGUGCCGCCCAGCAUGCAGAGGAGUAUCCAGAAAUACAGGGAGAACCAUGAUGCCUUCCUAUGCCUGGUCUCACAUGAGGCUCUGGGGAGCUUCAAUCCCUGGGCAAUAGCAGACAGUCUGGCGGAUGAGCUAAUGGCCGAGGCACUGGCUGAUGUGGCGGCAGAGUUCCAGGAUGUUUGUGAAGAGUAUGCGGAAGCUGUUUUCACGUCAGAGUUCCUCCAGCCUGUGCAGUCUCCCACUACAUCAGUGUCAUAGAAGCUCCUCAUAAACAACUUACAAGCAAUGACAUUUUGAUAUGUUUUUGGAAUUGAAAAUGGUAAUAUCCAGGUUUAUAUAUUUGUAUGUUUUUUUCCAUGAAUUACGUUUCCAUGCUUUAAAUAUAGAACUUACCGGUUAGAGCUCAGUAUUUACUCAGACCGGCAUUUUUGCUGUAAUGCGAAACCUUAGUGGGCGGUCUGACUUCUAAAUGCAAACAGAUGCUUUAUAGCACACGGCUAACAAAUGUCACAUCAAUGUGUCAUAAUGCAUGCAACCUUUGUGCAUUAGUCAAUGCUGUAGUUAGUGGCUAUUCAGCAUAGAGAAAAGCUUUAAAAAACCUUCUACAUUAUUAAUGCAUUGGGAAUGAUAAGAUUUACACUGUUAUCCAUAAAUACCUCACACUAGAGGAUCACUCACUUCCUCUUGAAUAAGCAUUAUUAGAGGCAUUAAUGCGAUCCGCAUCAGAACACAAACUUGUUGCUUUGUGGACUGAUUUCACACACUCUAAAGCAUAUGUUAUGUUCCUCUAUGCUAAUU